UUUUCACCCAAAACCUCACGACUCUGUUUCUCUUCGUCUCCAUUACUCACUAUCGUCUCUGCUUUAUCUCUUGAAACCCUAAUUAGAACUCAUUAAUGGAGUUGCUGUCAUCCCCAUCUCUCAGUUCAUACUGCUCCUUCACCUGCAAACAAUCAACUUCUACCUCCAAAGAAUGUUCUUCCUCUUUCAUCAGAAUUUCAAACAGAAAAUCAUCUUUUCCACUUAGUCUUAAGUUGACUUCGCAAAGGUUGCAACCAUCUAACUUUACAGUCGAAGCUGUUGUUGGUGAUGCAAAUCAUACAACUGCUGUACCAAACGAUUCUACCAUGAAAACCAGUUCUGAAACUGGUGAAGAGAAUGUCGACGAUUCUGGUGACCCUAAAAUGAUUCGAAUUUGUGACAAAUUGAUUGAAGUUUUCAUGGUCGACAAACCUAACCCUGUUGAUUGGAGAAGAUUGUUAGCUUUUAGCAAGGAAUGGGAAACCAUUCGCCCUCAUUUCUUUGAAAGAUGUCAAGAUCGAGCAGAUAAAGAAGACGACCCUGGAAUGAAGCACAAGCUAUUUCGACUUGGAAGAAAGCUGAAAGAGGUUGAUGAAGAUGUGCAAAGACAUAAUGAACUUCUACAAGUUGUUAAAAAUUCACCUUCUGAAAUUGGUGAUAUUGUUGCUAGGAGACGAAAAGAUUUCACAAAAGAAUUCUUUAUGCAUCUUCAUGCAGUUGCAGAAUCUUAUCAUGAUAAUGAGGAAGAACAAAAUCUGAUUGCAAAAGUUGGGAACAAAUGUUUGGCUGCUGUAGAAGCUUAUGAUACUGCAACAGAAAGCAUUGAAGCAAUUAAUGCUGCAGAAUUAAAAUUUCAAGAUAUUAUAAAUUCUCCUUCUGUUGAUGCUGCUUGUAGGAAGAUUGAUAAUUUAGCUGAAAAAAAUCAAUUGGAUUCAGCUUUGGUUUUGAUGAUUACAAAAGCUUGGUCAGCUGCAAAGGAGACAAACAUGAUGAAAGAUGAGGUAAAAGACAUAUUGUAUCAUUUGUACAUGACAGCAAGAGGUAAUCUUCAAAGACUUAUGCCAAAAGAGGUCCGAAUUGUUAAAUAUCUUCUUACUAUUGAAGAUCCCGAAAGGUUGUUAUGUGCGCUAAAUGACGCUUUUACCCCUGGUGAUGAGCUUGAGGGACAGGAUUUCGAUAACUUAUAUACGACACCUGAAAAACUACAUACUUGGAUUAAGGCUGUGGUGAAUGCUUACCAUUUUAGUAGAGAAGGGACACUUGUAAAGGAAGCUCGGGAUCUUAUGAACCCUAAAAUCAUUCAAAAAAUGGAAGAAAUUGAGAAGUUGAUACGAGAUAAAUUCAUGUAAACAUUGUAAACAUGGUUAUGGUGUUUAUAUGAUCUGGAAAAUGAAUAUUAUACAGUAGUAUCACCACACUCCGUAUUUGAAUAUCACAAAAUAACCAUCUUUUCUAGAAAAAAAAAA
Lactuca saligna is the source of this 1466-nucleotide messenger RNA. NCBI's taxonomy places the organism in Eukaryota, Viridiplantae, Streptophyta, Magnoliopsida, Asterales, Asteraceae. The record is from the annotation of a GenBank genome assembly.